Molecule: messenger RNA, 1802 nt
Organism: Capsicum annuum
Lineage: Eukaryota; Viridiplantae; Streptophyta; Magnoliopsida; Solanales; Solanaceae
Product: cytokinin hydroxylase
Exons: 4
Coding region: 109-1662 (517 amino acids)
Molecular function (GO): heme binding; iron ion binding; monooxygenase activity
Source: RefSeq, a predicted model, not a curated record
CUUUUAAUUCUCUCAUCACUUAUCAUCAAGAAAAUCAAUCGCUUUGCUUUCCAUUUACUAAUCAAACUUGACAAAUCAUCUGGUACUAAGAAAUUUUUUAAAAAAUACAUGGAAUUCUUCAAAUUUUCUCAAGGUGCUAGCCUGUUAGGCAUGGUCACCAUUUUGUUUAUGUUAUGUAAAGUUGUAUAUUCUUGGUGGAUUAUGCCUAAACUCAUAUAUCGGAAACUAAAGGCAAAUGGUUUUGACGGACCAACACCAAAUUUUCCUUUUGGAAAUAUUAACGACAUGAAGAAGGAGCUGAUGAUGAAGAGAGUUUCUUCUUCUUCUUCCUCUUCUGUUAAUGCCAUUAGCCAUGAUAUUCAUGCAUUGGCAUUUCCUUACUUUGCUACGUGGCAGAAAUUGCAUGGAAAAGUAUUCAUAUACUGGCUGGGAACAGAACCAUUUGUCUACAUUGCAGACCCUGAAUUCAUCAAGAAGAUGUCAGCGGGAGUAAUGGGGAAAAGUUGGGGAAAACCAACAGUGUUUAAGAUGGAUAGAAAGGCAAUGUUUGGGAAAGGACUUGUCAUGGUGGAAGGUGAUGAAUGGGUGAGACAUAGGCAUGUUAUUACUCCUGCUUUUACCCCAGCCAACUUGAAGGGCAUGGCAACUGUAAUGGCGGAUUCCGCCACACAUAUGCUAGACCGUUGGGCUGCACUCAUCAAUUCCGGGAACCCGGAAAUUGAUGUAGAGUCCGAAAUCAUAAGUACCGCAGGUGAAAUCAUCGCAAAGACAAGCUUCGGUAUCAGCUACGUAGAUGGCGAAAAAGUGUUCGAAAAAUUAAGAAAUGUGCAAAUCACACUGUUCAAGUCUACACGUUAUGUUGGGGUACCCUAUGGAAAUCAGAUCAUGUGCCCUAAAGAAACCCUCAAAGCCCAUAAUCUAGGAAAGGAAAUCGAUUCGCUACUAAUGUCCAUUAUUGACGAGCGAAAAAAGAUGAACAAAGAUAUUGAUCGUGCAGGGCACGAUCUUCUGAGCCUUUUGCUGGCUGGGAAUGGGAGGACAUUGAGUACAAGGGAAAUGGUGGAUGAGUGUAAAACGUUUUUCUUCGCAGGCCAUGAGACAACUGCAUUGGCACUCACGUGGACCUUGUUGCUGCUGGCACAACAUCCAGAGUGGCAAACUCAACUCAGAGAGGAAAUCAAACAAGUGAUGGGUGAUGGUGAAAUAGAUGCCACUAAGCUUGUUGGUCUAAGGAAGAUGGGAUGGGUGAUGAAUGAAGUUCUAAGACUGUACUCACCAGCACCGAAUGUGCAAAGGCAAGCUAGAGAAGACAUUCAAGUGGACGACCUAGUCAUUCCUAAUGGAACAAAUAUGUGGAUUGAUGUGGUGUCCAUGCAUCACGACAAGGAACUUUGGGGUGAAAAGGUGAAUGAAUUCAAGCCAGAUAGGUUUAAGGAUGACAUCCACGGUGGAUGCAAACACAAAAUGGGAUAUUUGCCCUUUGGUUUUGGAGGGAGGAUGUGUAUUGGUAGGAAUUUGACUAUGAUGGAAUACAAAGUUGUCUUGUCCUUAAUCUUGACAAGGUUCUCCUUUUCCAUCUCACCUAACUAUAUACAUUGUCCCUCUAUCAUGCUUUCUCUUAGGCCCACACUAGGAUUGCCUCUUAUGUUCCAAUCACUUUAAUUUAGCAUUUUAGAAUAAUCUUCCUUCUCAAUGUUGCAAGGAAAACCAGUACCUAGUUACACUGAAGUCUGAAAAGGAUCCAAAUAUGUCGGAAUUUUAAUUUUGUUCUAUGUUUUUUCCUCUUUUUUCCUUUUUCUUUA